AUGACUACAGAAAUUAGUAAUUUAGGACAAAUUUCUUUAAAAUCAACAGUAGUGUGUACUAAAAAAGAAGUUGCAGCUCUUCAACUUGAUUCAAAUAAACCUAAAUCAUAUAAUAUUUUUAAUUAUGAAUCAAGAUUUGUUCUUGUAGCACUUACUCAAAAAAUACAAUUACAACCAGUUAUAACAUCUAAAAUUAAAGAAAUUCAUGAAAAAUUAAAAGAUAAAAAGAUAUCAAAUUAUGAAGAUAAAAAUACAAAACAAGAUGAAAAUACUGGAAUAGAAGCAGCUAAGUUAUUUUAA
Cetraspora pellucida is the source of this 300-nucleotide messenger RNA. NCBI's taxonomy places the organism in Eukaryota, Fungi, Glomeromycota, Glomeromycetes, Diversisporales, Gigasporaceae. The record is from the annotation of a GenBank genome assembly.